CCUACGUGGUGGUCAGGGACACCGGUGAGGAGGAGGGCAAGAACGUCUCCUGCCAGGCUGACUCCUACCGCGGCUCCUUCCGCUGCUCCUGGACGGGGCCCCGCUCUGCCGUCUUCCGUGCCCGGCUCAUGCGCAGGUGGGUACCCGGGACCCCGGCCCCAGCCCCGCGGGCGCCCAGCGCUCAUUUCUGCCUUGCUUUGCAGUAAUGGAUCCGUCGGGGACUGGGUACCGGUGGCCGGUCGUGGUGGCCAGUUCAACGCCAGCUUCACGGACCCCUCCUUCUGCCCCUUCGCGGAGGAGCUGCACCAACUGCAACUGCACCUGGAGGGGCUCUCGGACACCUCCUUCUUCAACUUCACCUCUCCCCACUUCUUCAUCCGUGACAUUGGUGAGCUCAACCCAGCAACAGCGGGGUGCGGGAGACACCUUCAGGGUGGGGGUCUGGGUGCCGGGGCCCCUUGGGACGGCUCCGGACCCAGGCUGGGCAGCGGUGCCCCGUGCUCAGCCCCUGCUGUGCUCUGUGCUGCCCGCAGUGCGCCCAGAUCCACCCCAGGAGCUGACCGUGCACCAGCAGAGGGGGCAGCUCCACCUGGCCUGGGCCCCCCCAGCCUCCUGGCCGCUCCCCAGGUCCUACUUUGCUCUUCUGUACCGGCUGCAGUACGAGCUCUCCAACGGCACCCAGGUUGAGAAGUUCGUGGAGGGCACAGAGGAGACGAUCGUGCAGGGGCAUGUGCGGCGGGUGCGCAUCAGCUGCCAGGACCCCUACUCCAAACCCUCCUGGAGCCCCUGGAGCCCCUGGCAGGUGGUGGAUGCAGCCCAGCAGCACAGGCUGCGUGCACACUGAGCCUCUCCCCCAGACCACAGCACCCCAGGGUGCCAAGGGACGCCCAGCCCAGGGCCUCAAGGGGAGCUUGGGCCAAGGCACGGUGUCCCCUGGGUGCAGUAGCCAGAGGUGCCCCCCCACCAACAUUUGCAUUCACUUUUGUUAUUUUUAAAUGGAUUUUUAUCCCUAUAAAAGAGCUGAGCUUGGCUUUGCUAAAAGAAAAAUCGUUUUGUUUUUGUGUGUGU
Oxyura jamaicensis (ruddy duck) is the source of this 1068-nucleotide messenger RNA. RefSeq names its product interleukin-27 subunit beta-like. Lineage: Eukaryota; Metazoa; Chordata; Aves; Anseriformes; Anatidae. Gene Ontology annotation, molecular function: protein binding; cytokine receptor activity. The transcript has 3 exons. The record is from RefSeq and is a predicted model, not a curated record. Gene Ontology annotation, cellular component: membrane. The coding region runs from base 206 to 844 and encodes 212 amino acids.